AUGAAGGGAUCCUCUGCUCAGGUGCAUUGGGACAUGUACAUUUGGAAUAUGCUAAAUGUGCUUAAGCAUAGGUUUAUCAGCUGGCUUGUGAUCCAAUACAAGCUCACAACUAUUGACAGGCUCCUACAAAUUGGAGUUGUGAAUGCAGCUCCUUAUCAGUUUUGUGCUUCAGGAAUUGAAAGUCAUGAACAUCUAUUUUUCAGAUGUACUUAUGCUAGCAGUAUUUUGGAGGCUAUGAAAAACUGGCUUGGUAUUGAAACAACAGAAACUUCAAACUGUAGACUUCUGCACUUUAUGAAGAACAACAGAAGCACAAAAUUCAGGAAGAAUGUGAUUAGUGUUGUCUAUAAUGGGAUUGUCUACUCCUUAUGGUGGGCAAGGAAUGAAGCUGUAUGGAACAUGACUGUCUGGAAUACCUCUGGCGUGGUUAAAAAGAUCAAGCAAAUGGUGGUGAAUCGAAUCAAAAGUGUCAACCUUCAGAAAAUGUCAAGUAGUGAUAAACAGUGGUUAGAGAGCUUAUAUAACACAAGUGUAUAG
Beta vulgaris subsp. vulgaris (sugar beet) is the source of this 537-nucleotide messenger RNA. RefSeq lists its product as uncharacterized. The coding region runs from base 1 to 537 and encodes 178 amino acids. NCBI's taxonomy places the organism in Eukaryota, Viridiplantae, Streptophyta, Magnoliopsida, Caryophyllales, Amaranthaceae. The record is from RefSeq and is a predicted model, not a curated record. The transcript has a single exon.